Molecule: messenger RNA, 5035 nt
Organism: Pundamilia nyererei
Lineage: Eukaryota; Metazoa; Chordata; Actinopteri; Cichliformes; Cichlidae
Gene: gapvd1
Product: GTPase activating protein and VPS9 domains 1
Exons: 28
Coding region: 197-4618 (1473 amino acids)
Biological process (GO): vesicle-mediated transport; regulation of GTPase activity
Cellular component (GO): cytosol; endocytic vesicle
Molecular function (GO): small GTPase binding; guanyl-nucleotide exchange factor activity
Source: RefSeq, a predicted model, not a curated record
GCAGGUCUCCUCGUGAUGACAGUAAAUGACAGCAGCGUUCGCUAAUGAAGAAGGCAGUGUGAGACCGCUAACCGCCAACAAACACUUGACUGACUCGAGAAAUCUUAUGAUCAGCUGUGUUUAGAGGAGGUGGGAACAAUUAGUACGGACUAAUUACGUUUGUCAUUUGCCUCUCUGCCUGAGUGAGCCGUUGAAGAUGGUGAAGCCAGAUAUCCACACUCUGGCCCACCACCUGAAGCAGGAGCGGCUGUAUGUGGCGUCAGAGAAGCAGCUGAUCCAGAGGCUCAACAGUGAUGUGCUGAAGACAGCUGAGAGGCUGUACCGCGCUGCAUGGAUCGCAAAGCAGCAGCGCAUCAACCUCGAUCGUCUCAUUCUCACUAGUGCUGAGGCCUCUCCGGCUGAAUGCUGCCAACAUGCCAAAAUGUUGGAAGAUACACAGUUUAUUGAUGGCUACAAGACGCUGGGCUUUCAUGAAACAAUCUAUGGAGAGUUCUUGGCCAGGUUGAGGGAUAAUCCCCGGCUGGUUGCGUCCUGCUUGGUGGCAGGAGAGAGGCUGAUCCAGGAGCACACUCAAGGUGCCAUAUAUACAGUCUUCACCUCACUUUAUGGCAACUGUAUCAUGCAGGAGGAUGAGAGCUACUUACUACAGGUGUUGCGGUACUUGAUAGAGUUUGAGCUGAAGGAGAGUGACAACCCUCGUCGUUUACUCCGACGGGGAACCUGUGCCUUCAGCAUACUGUUCAAGCUCUUCUCCGAGGGCCUUUAUUCCGCCAAGCUCUUCCUCACUGCCACCCUACACGAACCUAUUAUGCAGCUUCUGGUUGAAGAUGAGGACCACCUGGAAACCGACCCAGCCAAAGUGACGGAGCGCCUCACUCCGGCCCAGCAAGAGCGCUACGGAGAGAAAGGCUCUGAGGGCUACAAGCAGAGGGUGCAGGCAGCUGUCGAAGCGAACGAAGCCAAGCUGGUCGCUCUGGUCAACAAGUUUAUCGGUUACUUGAAGCAGAACACCUACUGCUUUCCUCACAGCCUGCGCUGGAUCGUGUCCCAGAUGUACAAGACUUUGUCAUGCGUAGAGCGUCUUGAGGUGGGAGAGGUGCGCACCAUGUGUACAGAUCUGCUGCUGACCUGCUUCAUUUGUCCAGCUAUAGUUAACCCAGAGCAGUAUGGCAUUAUCUCAGACGCACCGAUCAAUGAAGUGGCUCGCUUCAAUUUAAUGCAGGUGGGGCAACUUUUGCAGCAGUUGGCAAUGGCCGACGAUGAUGCAGACCCAAGGCGGAAAAGCAGUUUGUCCAAGUUUGAUAAGAGUUGUGUUGCUGCUUUUCUGGAUGUGGUGAUUGGCGGAAGAGCAGUUGAAACCCCACCCAUGUCCUCAAUGAAUCUUCUAGAAGGCCUCAGUAGGACUGCAGUCUAUGUUACUCAUAAUCAGCUGCUUUCUCUGGUGGAGUUUGUUCGAGGCUUGAUGGCAGGGGACCACCUUAGAGAGGAGGAGCACAUGGCAUUGGAGACCCUGCUGGCCAAUGUGCCUCAGUCUCGGACUGUUAAGAGCAACAGCCUGGAGCUCACUCCAUCCAACACCCCUCAGCUCUCUCCAGCUACUACUCCUGCCAACAAGAAGAACAGACUUCCUAUAGGACAACACUUAGCUGCUAUAACAUCCUGGGACCCCACAACCACCACCCUGUCUGCACACAUUCCAUUAGUAACCCCUUUUGCAUCUGCUCGAAGCCGGAGCCGUUCCAACAUAGCCCAGGAGGGGGAGGCAGAGGCCAGCUCCCAAGAGUCCCUACAGGAGCUGGUACCAGAGGAGGUGCUGGUAAUUUCAUUGGGAACUGGUCCUCAGACUGUCCCUGGGAUGAUGUCAGAGAAUGAGGUUUUGAAUCAGAUGGCUGAUGGGGCCCAGGUGGAUGGCCAUGCUGAUGACACUAAGCUGCAUGGAAAACCAGACAAAACAUUGCGCUUCUCUCUGUGCAGUGACAACUUGGAAGGAAUCUCAGAGGGCCCUUCAAAUCGUUCUAAUUCUGUGUCAUCUCUGGACCUGGAGGGAGAGUCUGUUUCUGAGCUGGGAGCUGGCCCGUCAGGGAGCAACGGGGUAGAGGCCCUGCAGCUUUUGGAGCAUGAACAGGCCACGACACAGGACAACCUCGAUGACAAACUACGCAAAUUUGAAAUCAGAGACAUGAUGGGUCUGACAGAUGACCGGGACAUCUCCGAGACGGUCAGCGAAACCUGGAGCACCGACGUGCUCGGCAGUGACUUUGACCCCAAUAUGGACGAAGAUCGGCUACAAGAAAUAGCAGGGGCAGCUGCGGAAAAUAUGCUCGGCAGCUUGCUGUGUCUUCCUGGCACGGGUUCAGUUCUGCUGGACCCCUAUGGUUCCACCAUCUCAGAGACCACAAGCGAGGCCUGGAGUGUAGAGGUCCUGCCUAGUGACUCAGAAGCCGCAGACCUGAAGCAGGAGGAGCGUCUGCAGGAGCUGGAGAGCUGCUCUGGGGUCGGCAGCACCUCAGAUGACACAGAGGUCAGAGAAGUCAGCUCGAGACCCAGCACACCGGGCCUCAGUGUCGUCUCAGGUAUCAGUGCAACGUCAGAAGAUAUCCCCAACAAGAUUGAGGAUCUGAGGUCAGAGUGCAGCUCAGACUUCGGAGGGAAGGACUCUGUGACCAGUCCAGAUGGGGAGGAGUCAGGCCACGGAGCACACCAUCUGACAUCUCCACCAUCACAGGUUGAUUCCUUGCUGGCCAUGUUUGAUCCCCUUUCCACCGCCGAAGGCUCCUCCACGGGAACAAUAGUGAGGCCAAAAGUGCACUAUGCCAGGCCCCCUCACCCCCCUCCCGAUCCUCCCAUCCCUGAAGCCAGUGCCCUGGGGCAGGAGACUCGCCACUCUCUUUUCACACCCCACUGCUUGGCCCAGUCCGAGCUGGAACACACCAAGCAGCGCCACUCGUUCCCUGACAGGCUGGUCCGCAGCCGCAGCUCUGACAUCGUGUGCCCAGGUCGCCGGCCCACGAGUGACCCCGGCCUUAACCGGCGGGUAGCAGUCGAAGAGCGCGACCCUGCCGGGGCUUUCGCCUUGGGUCCAUCCUCAUCCCCCAGCAAGGACUCCCUGAAAGGAGAGGUUGAGGACAGAAAAGACAGCGACGAUGAGAAAUCUGAUCGCAACAGGCCGUGGUGGAAGAAACGUUUUGUGCCAGCCAUUCCCAAAGCUCCAAUUGCAGCAUUUAGGAAAAGGGACAAACAAGAGAAAGAUGAAGUUGUCCACAAUAUCCCGCAAGAUGACCCGUUGCUCAGAUCGAGCACUCAAGCCCAGGCAGCUGAGGACAUCCUGGACAAAUACAGGAACAUUAAAAGGACCAGCCCGAGUGAUGGAGCCACAGCCGGAGCCUCCUAUGAUGGUGCAGGAGAUCUUUGUGUUGAGGACAAUGUGCAUGACGCUCAGAGAGAAGACACUUUGCAGAACAUUUCUGCAGAUGAUCUCCCAGACUCAGCCAGCCAGACGGCACAACAGCACGAAACAAAGUUCUCUUUCAGUGAUGCAAAGAAGAAGUUGAGGUUGGCUUUGUGUUCUGCAGACUCAGUGGCUCUGCCUAUCAUGGCUCCUGCAACUACUCGAAAUGGGCUGCCUGAUCACAUGGAUCCUGAAGAAAACGAGAUUGUCUGCUUCUUGAAGAUCCAGUUAGCAGAAGCCAUCAACCUUCAGGAUAAGAACCUGAUGGCCCAGAUCCAGGAGACCACUCGGUGCGUCAGCCGCUUUGACGCGCGCACCUGCAGGAAGCUGCUCGCUGCCAUUGCAGAAGAUUACAGAAAGCGGGCACCGUACAUAGCCUAUCUAACCAGGUGUCGUCAGGGCCUGCAGACCUCUCAGGCCCAUUUGGAGAGGCUCCUCCAGAGGGUGCUAAGAGACAAGGAGGUGGCAAACCGCUACUUCACCACAGUCUGUGUUCGACUUCUCCUCGAACAUAUGGAGUCUAAGAUGCUCGAUUUCAUUAAAGCGUUCCAGGGGUGCACAGCAGCCGACGACAAGACAGCAGCAGUGGAGGAUUUUCUGCGCUACUUGUACGGCGCCAUGGCCCGUGAUGCCAUUUGGCAGUAUGCAAGUGAGGACCAGCUGCAGGAUGCCCAGAUGGCUAUCGAACGCAGUGUUAUGAACCGCAUCUUUAAACUGGCCUUCUACCCCAAUCAGGAUGGAGAUAUUCUCAGAGACCAGCUUUUCCAUGAACAUAUCCAGCGACUCUCAAAAGUUGUGACAGCAAAUCAUAAAGCUCUUCAGAUCCCAGAGGUUUACCUGAAGGAAGCUCCCUGGCCUUCUGCACAGUCCGAGAUUAAGAGCAUCAAUGCAUACAAGACGCCACGAGAUAAAGUCCAGUGUAUACUGCGGAUGUGUUCCACCAUCAUGAAUCUCCUCAGUCUGGCCAACGAGGAUUCUGUCCCUGGAGCAGACGACUUUGUUCCCGUGCUCGUCUUCGUCCUUAUUAGGGCAAACCCGCCCUGCCUGCUGUCCACCGUUCAGUACAUCAAUAAUUUCUACGCCAGCCGGCUGAGUGGGGAGGAGUGCUAUUGGUGGAUGCAGUUCACCGCGGCGGUGGAAUUCAUUAAGACCAUCGACGAUCGCAAGUGAAGCAGAACAGCCACCUGUAUGGGCAGACUGCGGGGGAAGGAGCCGGGAGACUGGGAGACUUCCCAACCAACUGCUCCCUCUGCACAGCUUAUAAAACCUGGCCCUCAGCCUGCUCUGUAUUUGUAUAGCUUGUACAUAGCCAGAGACGUUGAGAGAUUACAAAAUAUAUAUUACUGUACGUAUGUGAACAAAUCCAGGGUUUGAGCCGUAGUGGGGGAAAAAAAACAAACAAACAAAAAAAAAGCCUAUGGGAAAAAUUGGUAACAUAUUAACUUUGAACCUGAUUUGAAUUUUUCCUUUUAUCUUCUUGUCUUUUCAGUCAGGUUUCCUUUUGGGGUCUGUAUUAGGCAUUUUAUAUAUACAUAAUUACAAUAUGACAUUAAAUCAACAUUAUCCUGUAUAAAGGGACCAGACUUC